CUUCCCACCCCAUGGGACUACUCUGUCUGCUUCCAGAUUUCCCUAGUCCAAUACAUAAUCACAAUCUUCCGUUUCUCCCCACCUACUCUCUGCUAUCUCUAAUUAUUAUCCAUUGUAUUAGAUCUGUAUUGACUUCAAUCUCUUCACACACGCGGAGGCUCUAAGGAAAUCCAAAUGGACAACUCCGACGCCAAAGAAAUCCUGGGAUUGAAAUACUGGUUGCAGUGGCAAGUACUGGUUUGUGCACUCAUCUUGCUCCUCACCACAGCCCUCGCCAUCCUCCUGCUCCGCAAGAGGGGCAGUCGGGAAAGGGCCUCGCUCAAGCCCCCCGAUCUCUGGACCCCAUGCUGGAGGAACCUCCAUCCUCGAUGGCUUCUUUUCUACCGGGCUUUCGCCUUUAUUGCUAUGGCUUACUUGCUGUAUCAGACUGUUGCUGCUUUCGGAUUCUUUGUCUUCUUUUUCUACACCCAGUGGACUUUUGCAUUGGUCAUGGUCUACUUUGCACUCGCUACCAUUGUAUCAAUUCAGGGUUGUAGGAUCUAUGCCAGGAAACCUCUUGCUCAGACUGGGGAGCGAGAUAAAUUUAUCAAAAAGGAUUCAGAAGAUAUCGACUCUGGAAAACCUUCAGUCUCCAAACAGAGAAAAAGCAAAGGAGUUAUCAAGUUAGAAUUUCAUCACAACCCAACCCCAACUGAGCAACUUGGAUUUCUGGAGAAUCUUUUGCAAAUUAUUUAUCAGACCUGUGCAGGUGCUGCUAUGCUUACAGACAUUGUCUUUUGGUGUCUUCUGCUCCCAUUCAUGACGGGUGAAGAUUUUCAGCUUACCCUGUUGAUUGGAUGCAUGCAUUCUGUAAAUGCUGUUUUCCUUAUCCUUGAGUCUGCUCUGAAUCGUUUGCCGUUUACGUGGUUUGGUCUUGUCUAUUUUGUGCUGUGGAGCUGUGCUUAUGUUGUUUUCCAGUGGGUUCUUCAUGCUUGUUGUUUUACAUGGUGGCCAUAUCCUUUCUUCGAUCUGUCAACUCCAUGGGCUCCGCUCUGGUAUCUUGCUUUGGGAUUGGUUCAUAUUCCCUGCUACGGAUUGUAUGUACUGCUUAAGAAAGCAAAAAAUGCAGCUUUCUCCACAAUGUUUCCUCAGAAAUUCGUGAGGGCAUCAUCAGAGAAGAAACAGGUUUAAGCACACGACAAGGUUUGAUAUACUUGGAAGCCACGGAUUUCAUUGGGCAUUCCAAUAAUCCAUCUCGCACAUUCUUGAAAGAAAUUGGGUUACUUUAAAGAAAUCAUACACACCACUAGUGUUCAUGUGGAACAACGUAUUAUCCAUCCUCCAGGUUUAUUCCGUUAGUUCUAGAUUUUGCUAUUCACCCACCAAGUGUAACUUUUUCCAUAGUGCUAAUUCCCAAUAAAGAGGUAGAAUUACAAUUUCAUAAUCAA
Sesamum indicum (sesame) is the source of this 1427-nucleotide messenger RNA. RefSeq lists its product as uncharacterized. Gene Ontology annotation, cellular component: membrane. Lineage: Eukaryota; Viridiplantae; Streptophyta; Magnoliopsida; Lamiales; Pedaliaceae. The record is from RefSeq and is a predicted model, not a curated record.